AUGGCAACGCAGAUAGGGCAUGCCAUCCAGAUGCUGAACAACACGAACAGCACGAUCCGAGCAGUUGCAGAAGGCCAAGUGCUCGAGGUAAUCAAACGGGCGUUCGUUUACACACCCGACAGCGAACAUAGCGACCGAGCAGCAAUACUUGCUUACCUCAACGGUAGGGAUAUUGGCUGCCUCAAGAGGAGAAGCAAGACGGUGGACAUUAGAAGCCUCUGGUCAGAGCUUUCAGGACAUCUAUCGGUGAGCAAAACGCGAAUCAAUACUGGGAGUGACGGCAACUACCUGCUGAAGACGGCAGACGGCUCUGAUCUAGACCAGCAGCACCUCAUUAGGGGUACCAAACAACACAUGGCAGGGCUACACCGCGAGGUGUGGAAGAACAAGGUAGACCAAGGGAAAUCUGUGGCCUACCAAACAGCAGCUAGCAACGCUUUCUUGCGGAGAUGUACCCGGCUGAAGCCGGAGGAGGUCGUCUUUGCAUUGAGGGCACGCUCUGCACAACUUCCCACGAGAGCAUACCUCAAGAAGAUUAAAGCUUCUAAGGUAUCUCGCUGUCUCCAUUGCACUGCAGAUCCCGAAACACUUGCGCAUGUGCUCAACCACUGUCCUCACAGCCUUGACAGCAAAAUGAAAGAGCGGCACAACAAGGCCCUGGUGAGGAUUACAACAGCACUUAAGCGCAGCGCGAUGAAUCGGGAGAAGACCUUGCAAAUAGAUGGCAGUUAA
Eimeria necatrix is the source of this 732-nucleotide messenger RNA. RefSeq lists its product as hypothetical. The record is from RefSeq and is a predicted model, not a curated record. Bases 1 to 732 code for a protein of 243 amino acids. The transcript has a single exon. NCBI's taxonomy places the organism in Eukaryota, Apicomplexa, Conoidasida, Eucoccidiorida, Eimeriidae.